Messenger RNA from Aspergillus uvarum CBS 121591, 678 nucleotides. RefSeq lists its product as uncharacterized. The transcript has 2 exons. NCBI's taxonomy places the organism in Eukaryota, Fungi, Ascomycota, Eurotiomycetes, Eurotiales, Aspergillaceae. The record is from RefSeq and is a predicted model, not a curated record. The coding region runs from base 1 to 678 and encodes 225 amino acids.
AUGCGCGAUAUCUUGCCUAAAUUGGGGCUUCCAGAGGAAUGGGGUACUCUUGAAGGUGGACGGAACUACCUUAGACUGAUUAAAGCCGACAAAAGGGAUGUCCUCGAUCCGUUCGCAAAGCGGAUCGCACUGGUCAUCUUCUAUUUCACCUACGUCCAGCUGCAGAAAACAGAAAAGAAGUCUGGCAAAGGUUCUGUCGCGCAUCAAUUGCUCAGACCUGACUUUCCAGAGCCUGACAAGCCGCUCUUGGAUCAGGUAGCCGGCACUGUACGACUUGGAAAAUGGUGGUGGUGGCUUAUUGCGACUCUGGGACUUGGCAUAUUCUUGACUAACACACAUAACACCGCUAAAUCCAUGCAUAGUAGUAAAUUGAGCAACGAGGAAGCUGCUGCUUUUAUGACCUUUAUUUUGCGUACGCGACCGGGAACUGUGCGCCUAUCUGAAUCUUUGGGGGUUCACCUCCAAGCUCGAAAUAGGGAAGAUGAAUCGAUUGGGCCGAACCAGAAUAACCUGAUUGGGACUGCGGACCUGUUCAGCCCGGAAAGACUGGCAGACGCCCACAGAGAAGACUCGAACGGUCUAGUCAGCCAUCAAACCUGGGAACCCUGGACAAAUAUUGAUAUCGAGACUUGUGCGAAUGACAAGAUACCAGAUUUUCUGGCAUUAAUGCGUCGAUAG